This is a messenger RNA of Acipenser ruthenus (sterlet), 1717 nucleotides long. RefSeq lists its product as uncharacterized. The coding region runs from base 42 to 1436 and encodes 464 amino acids. The record is from RefSeq and is a predicted model, not a curated record. Lineage: Eukaryota; Metazoa; Chordata; Actinopteri; Acipenseriformes; Acipenseridae. The transcript is spliced from 7 exons.
UUAGUUUAUAACGAAAAUUGUUGAACCCUUGGUUCACAGCGAUGGAACUCUACAAAGCGGCAAACUUAUUUUUCAUGUUCAUCUGGCUAAGUGCCCCAGUGUGUAUCGCUGUACACGUUCUUCAGUACCAGCAGUCUCUUACAGUCGCUCCAGGACAGACUGUGAACAUUACUUGCGCUCUUAAGAACCAGACUGGAUUGGAGAGGUUUGUAUACCACUGGUAUAUGAAACCAGCACACCCGAAGAGAUAUUACACAGAAGAGCCUGUCGAAAACACCAACAGAAUAUCUCAUUUCCAGCGUGAAAAUCACAGCUACACAAUCCUCACCAUCGAUAAUGUCAGCGCGUACGAUCACGGAGAGUACAGCUGUAAGGCGUAUUUUUACCCAGCUGCGGAAGAGCAGAUUGUGAACAAAACAUUACUUUUUGUGAAAGCUACCCCAGAAAUCCGACUCCUCGCUCGCUCGGUGAAGGAGAGACGGUCCCUGAUUUGCAGCGCCGUGGGUUUUUACCCUCGUGAUCUGAACCUGUACUGGGUUUACUCCCCAUCCGGGGAACCUGAGAAACAAGGAUCAUUCGUGUUGAAUUCGGACGGUACCUACAGCAAGAACGCCAGCCUGCAGUUUGAAAAGGGAGUGUGGAACACUGGCACUGAAAUCACAUGUCUAGUGAAUCACACAUUGCAUGUUCAAAGAAUCAGCUAUGCAGUGAGCUCCGAGACGGAGAGGAGUGAUUCUGUGACCCUCACCUGCAGCACUCUGAGUCCCUACCCUCCACGCGUGACCCUGUCCUGGGAUUCACCUCCUGGGGGACCCCGCUCUUCACAGCGGGGACCCCCCUCGUUAAUCCAGGACGGCAUUUACAGCACAAACGCCAGCCUGCAGAUUGAGCGGUCUCGCUGGGACAAUGGCUUUGAGGUUGCGUGUGUGCUGAAGCCAAGGCUAAGCGACGAGAGAAUCAUCGAUGACGGUAAUCAUGGCAAAUGGUAUUACUGUUCCCUGAUUGGACUCCUGUUCGCGGUGCCGCUGAUGGGCUGUGCUCUGAAACGCUGCUGCAGAAAACCCAGAGGCCUGCCAGCAGAUCAGAAACCCCACAGAAGACACAACAAUGGAGAUGAGAAGUCACAGUGUGGAGAUGACCUACAUUACACUACCAUCCAGUACAAAAAACGAAAAGAUAAGAAACCGCAAUGUAGCUCAAAGCAGGAGCGAGGUGAUGGGGAGACUGUGUACUCGCCUGUCAGGAUGCGGGACGGAAACGACCAGGCCAGUGAGAUCAUCGUGUACGCAGCGCUGGAGCUGCAGAGCAGAGCCCCCUGCAGACCUGUGGCUGACCGCGACCACUCCACUGAGUACGCUGCUGUAGCAGAGCUGAGGCUCACACGCGACCCCGUUUCCAACAACAAAGCAACGCAGCCCUUCACACUUCAGAGAUGAGACUAAAGAAACCAAGCCAGGCAAGCAAACAUUUCCACCCUGACGUCGUCAGCAGCCCUGAGUUGCCAUUCGUUUCUGUUAGUUUUACUGACAGGCAAUGGCACGCAUUUAAUUUCGAGUGCAUUCUUUUGUGUGUUGUUCUUGGUGAUUUAGGAUACGUAUCGUACCUUGUGAUGCAAUCCACUUGCUUUAGUUUAGUAUUUUAUUCAGAAAAAACUAACUUUUACAUUUCUUUAUAAGGUUAUAACUUUAUAAAUGCGGCCCUUUCAUAAUCUGUAUUA